Messenger RNA from Oncorhynchus gorbuscha (pink salmon), 1184 nucleotides. Its product is annotated as keratin-associated protein 9-1-like. The record is from RefSeq and is a predicted model, not a curated record. The annotation marks the transcript as partial. Lineage: Eukaryota; Metazoa; Chordata; Actinopteri; Salmoniformes; Salmonidae. The transcript is spliced from 3 exons.
GUAAUUCUCUGAAGGUCAUUCUCUUCUCAUUCUCUGAAGGUCAUUCUCUGAAGGUAAUUCUCUUCUCAUUCUCUGAAGGAUUCUUUUGCUGCUGUAGCAAACUGUCUCAAAUUAAGAUCCAAAAGCUGUGUACCUGUGCUGUAUACCUGUGCUGUGUACCUGUGCUGUGUACCUGUGCUGUGUACCUGUGCUGUGUGCCUGUGCUGUGUACCUGUGCUGUAUACCUGUGCUGUGUACCUGUGCUGUGUACCUGUGCUGUAUACCUGUGCUGUGUACCUGUGCUGUGUACCUGUGCUGUAUACCUGUGCUGUGUACCGUGUGCUGUGUACCUGUGCUGUGUACCGUGUGCUGUGUACCUGUGCUGUAUACCUGUGCUGUGUACCUGUGCUGUGUACCUGUGCUGUGUACCGUGUGCUGUAUACCUGUGCUGUGUACCGUGUGCUGUGUACCUGUGCUGUGUACCUGUGCUGUGUACCUGUGCUAUGUACCGUGUGCUGUGUACAUGUGCUGUGUACCGUGUGGUGUUGUAUACCUGUGCUGUGUACCGUGUGCUGUAUACCUGUGCUGUGUACCGUGUGCUGUGUACCUGUGCUGUAUACCUGUGCUGUAUACCUGUGAUGUGUACCGUGUGCUGUGUACCGUGUGCUGUGUACCGUGUGCUGUGUACCGUGUGCUGUGUACCGUGUGCUGUAUACCUGUGCUGUGUACCGUGUGCUGUGUACCUGUGCUGUGUACCUGUGCUGUGUACCAUGUGCUGUAUACCUGUGCUGUGUACCUGUGCUGUAUACCUGUGCUGUGUACCUGUGCUGUGUACCUGUGCUGUAUACCUGUGCUGUGUACCUGUGCUGUGUACCUGUGCUGUGUACCGUGUGCAGUAUACCUGUGCUGUGUACCGUGUGCUGUGUACCUGUGCUGUGUACCGUGUGCUGUGUACCGAGUGCUGUGUACCGGGUGCUGUGUACCGGUUGCUGUGUACCGGUUGCUGUGUACCGGGUGCUGUGUACCGGGUGCUGUGUACCGUUGCUGUGUACCGUGUGCUGUGUACCUGUGCUGUGUACCUGUGCUGUAUACCUGUGCUGUGUACCGGGUGCUGUAUACCUGUGCUGUGUACCGGGUGCUGUAUACCUGUGCUGUGUACCGGGUGCUGUGUUCCGGGUGCAGAAGUUCAUUGGGCAGCAGCGUAA